UCGGAUGAGAGACAAAUCAUCUUGGGACCACCUUUAACCAAGUCAAGUUGCCCUUAAAUUUAACGUUCCUUAGUACUAAGAGAGUUUGGGGGGGGCAUUUCAAUGAUUUCUAAUCAACUCUUUUUGUUCCUUUUUCAGUGUCAGGAAAUUUUACAUUUCACACCUAAACUGCUGAUUGAGUCUGGAAAGACUUCAUACAGGUUCAGGUGUCCUGGUCCAGGUGGGUUCCAGUGUGCUUUGACUGGACUGGUGUUUGUUACGACUCAGGAGGCGGAGCUGCUGUACAACACUGUCCAAUGGGACGAGAGCCUCCUCCAAUCAGCUGGCAGGAUGGCUGCAGGGCCGCUGUACGACAUCAAGUGUUCAGAGGAGGCUGCUGUCUGUCAGCUCCACCUUCCACACUGUGAAAUCAUAGAUGCUCCUCUACCUGAUGGCCUGUUGUCUGUCGUCCACAUCACUGAUGAUGGGAUGAGCAUCCUGGAGCCGCUGGAGAUUACUGACACUCACGUGGUUGUAAAUGUCCCUCACCUCUCUAUGCUCGGCCUGAUCUGGGAUGUUGUUAAAAGGUUGUGGACGAAACCUGUCAGCAGCCAAGUUCUGCUGUUCCUCAGACCACCACACCCAACGACACAGAGGCAAAACCUCAACAUGCUUCUCCUGCCGAGAAACAUCGCUCUGAACGAGGUGAGCGAACAACAUCAAGAAUCUAGAAACAUCCAGGUUCCUGCCACAUGUAGACUCAUCCAAGGUCAAAGUUACACCGUCCAAUGUCCUCAGGCCGUUAAAAUACAGCCCAAGAAAGCAGAUUUUGAGGUGGAGUUUGGACCAAACUACCACCCAACGUUUGAGAUCCGCCUGUCUAUAAACACACCAGAAGUGACUUUAAUAGUCCAAGUCGAAGGACAGAGCGUCUGGGAGCAUGAAGUGGAACUGAUUGCUCCAAAAACCAAAAUCACAGUAUCAGCAGAGGAACGAGAAAGGGAAAAUGACAGAAAGAAGGCAGCCUGGAUAAAGCUAUCCAUGACAGCAGAGGUGUUGAACACUCUGGAGGAUCUCAGAGAAGAGGAGUUUGAGAAAUUCAAGUGGUUCCUGACGAACAGUGAACACGUGAAAAACACACCCAUCCCAGUGAGCAAGCUGGAGAAUGCAAACAGGAUAAAAACCUAUGACCUGAUGAUGCAGUACUUCUCAGCGAAUGGAGCUGUGGAGGUGUCCAAACAGAUCUUAAAGGAUAUACCCAGGAAUGAUCUGGUGGAGAGAUUGACAGCCAUCCCAGAAAUACCAGCUCCAAAACCCCAAAUCCCAGACCCAGCAGUUCUAGAGAAUUAA
This is a messenger RNA of Perca flavescens (yellow perch), 1329 nucleotides long. Its product is annotated as caspase recruitment domain-containing protein 8. The transcript has 9 exons. NCBI's taxonomy places the organism in Eukaryota, Metazoa, Chordata, Actinopteri, Perciformes, Percidae. The record is from RefSeq and is a predicted model, not a curated record. Bases 103 to 1329 code for a protein of 408 amino acids.